AUGUCCAACCUCGAAUCCUUCGUUCAUCUGAUGGUUCGGCAAGAUGGGCCUGGAGCAACCCCAGCUUGUGAUACGGGCAACGACUACGACGGCCGCAUCGGCUUGCGGAUAGCCGCGCUCUUCAUCAUAUGGAUCACUUCGUCGAUAGGCGCCGCCUUCCCCAUCUUUGCCAACAGGCACAGAGGGCUCAAAGUGCCCGAAUGGGUGUUUUUCAUCUGCAAGUACUUUGGGUCGGGAGUCAUUAUCGCAACCGCCUUCAUCCACCUGUUAGCUCCUGCGAACGAUGCAUUGACGAAUCCAUGUCUUACCGGGCCAAUCACAGAAUAUGACUGGGUCGAGGGUAUCGCGCUGAUGACCAUAUUUGUGCUCUUCUUUGUCGAGCUGAUGGUCAUGAGAUAUGGGAACUUUGGUGGGGGACAUGGCCAUGGUCAUGGUCAUGAUCACGACGACGAUGGCCAUGCCCAUUCUCACUCACACGCUGUGGAGCUGGACCGAUCUACUACCGACACGGAAAUGACUGCCGCCCCGGGUUCAUCGCCUUACAAAGAUAGUCCCGUAUCGGUGAGCGUGCCUCCAUCAACUCGGACGUCUCGGCCGCAAAGUACGCAUGUGCCGGGAGAGGAUCACAUGGGACAUGCUCGCGAACACAACGAAAUAGAAGAAGCCGCCAACCCAUUCAGUCUCGAAGACUACAAAGCGCAGAUGACGGCAAUUUUCAUCCUCGAGUUCGGUAUCGUCUUUCACAGCGUCUUCAUCGGUCUGACGCUUGCUGUGGCGGGCAGCGAGUUCGACACUCUUUUCAUUGUCAUCAUUUUCCAUCAGACCUUUGAGGGUCUGGGUCUGGGAUCGCGGCUCGCCGUGACGCCGUGGCCGAAAACCCGACGAUGGACCCCGUACGUCUUGGCCUUGGGCUAUGGCAUCAGCACUCCUCUGGCCAUUGCCAUUGGCCUCGGUGUGAGGAAGAGCUAUCCUCCCAAUUCCCAGACGACACUCAUCGUCAACGGCGUCUUUGACUCGGUGUCGGCCGGCAUCCUGAUUUACACAGGCUUGGUGGAGUUGAUGGCCCACGAGUUCAUGUUCAGUAGUUCGAUGCGAAAAGCGAGUAUCCGAACUGUCAUGGCAGCUUUUGUCACCAUGUGUUUUGGGGCUGGAUUGAUGGCACUCCUUGGCAAAUGGGCUUAG
Messenger RNA from Fonsecaea erecta, 1182 nucleotides. RefSeq lists its product as hypothetical. Gene Ontology annotation, biological process: zinc ion import across plasma membrane. The record is from RefSeq and is a predicted model, not a curated record. Gene Ontology annotation, cellular component: plasma membrane. Bases 1 to 1182 code for a protein of 393 amino acids. The transcript has a single exon. NCBI's taxonomy places the organism in Eukaryota, Fungi, Ascomycota, Eurotiomycetes, Chaetothyriales, Herpotrichiellaceae. Gene Ontology annotation, molecular function: low-affinity zinc ion transmembrane transporter activity.